UUAGUCAACUGCCAGCAAUCAUUCGUAUUUUUGCCGUCGGUUGAUCAGCACACGCGCGUGUAUUUCCUUUCUGUGUGCGCCCACCGCAAACAUUGGCUCCGUUGGUGAUAUUCGCGGUCCUGCACGAAUCUGUAGAAAAUCUUCGUUCAUAAUUGUUUCUAUCCUAAACCAAGUUCUGUUUCGGUUUCGUACAAUAUAUCGCCGCGUGUUUGGUCUGCUUGUUAUUCAUAACCUGAACAUUGUCAUCUCAAAUUCUGUCAACAGCGAAAGAAGCACCACUAGAACAACGUCAUUGAAAGCAUCAAGGAUUACGCAUCAAAGCUGGCGACAGUUUCCAAAUUGAGCCGAACAAACCUGCGUCAAAAUAAAAACGCUUUGAAAGUACGAAAAACAAGUGAUGUAAAGUGAAAUCAAGUGCUUUUACUUCAGUGACCAAUAAAUUCACACAUACACAUAACAGCCUGGUCGUUUAGUAUUCAAGUAGAAGAUUGUGAGGAUAGGGGCAAGUUAAAUAAAAGUGUAACAAGUGCGAAUAAAUCAAGACCCAGUAUAUUGUGGUACGAAGGAGAAGAAAUAAGGUGCACAAAAAGCUAACUCAAGGGAAAUAUACUCAAUCAUCCAACAGCUGCGAGCAACUUGCAUAAUGUAAGGUGAACAAACGUGAGUCAUAUUAGCUAGAUCAGCGUGCAUUACAAGCUUAUUAUAAUUAUCAAGCGCAAAGAAACACGAAGAUUUCUGCAAGUGUAGAUCGAGUGAGAUCAUUUCUACACAGAAAGUGCAUAGACACAUCAACAAGCGCGCGAAAAAUAAUUUUUCGAUUGAAUCAAUCAUCAAAUCGUUUUCGUUUAAUCAACAACAACAAUAACGUCAAGCCAACUAGCCUUUAAAAUCAUUAACAACCAAUCGUUAUCAUCAUUAGUCGCGGUGUGCUCCUCAAAAUCAGUGUCGCCUGAUACUGCCGGAUCCGUCAAAACGUCCUCCAAGAUGAGGAUAAAACGGGAAUCGACAUGCCUUGGAUUGCGCCUGAUGCCCACGACCAAACUCGCGAUUCACAAUCCUCAUAAAAGACACAAGGAUACCUGCGACGAUUCAUCCAUCACACCUGGAGCCCGGAUCCCACUGGCGCGGAGUUGUUCUAGUCCAGCCGUUUCCUAUGACAUCGAAACGCAUCCCGCAUCGCCCGUAUUUCCACAUCUAUUGCUCGGCAACGGCCGGGACGCCAUCGACCCGUCAACCGUGGGAGCAAACUGCGUGCUGAAUGUGACCUGCCAACAACCAGCGGCCAGCCUGCUAAAACCGGGACUAGAGUACAAACAAAUUCCCGCCAGCGAUACGCCUCAUCAGAAUAUCAAGCAGUACUUUCAGGAGGCCUUCGAAUUUAUUGAGGAUGCCCGCGAGAAGGGCUCCACCGUGCUGCUGCAUUGCCAGGCCGGAAUUAGCCGCAGUGCCACGAUCGCGAUUGCGUAUGUUAUGCGCUACAAAGCCGUUUCCCUGCUGGAGGCUUACCAGAUGGUAAAGCUGGCCCGGCCCAUUAUUUCUCCGAAUCUGAAUUUCAUGGGUCAACUGUUGGAACUAGAGCAGGCGUUGAUCGCCGACGGGAAGCUCGAGCCACCCCCACCGUCGCCGAUAGUGCCGCCCAGUCAACCACCCUUUUUCCUCAUCAACAACUGUAGCAAGUUUAGUCAACACGACGAGGAAAUGGACGAGGACGACGACAACAAAAACAACAACCGGGACAGCGGUUGCAGUACCGCCAGCAGUAGCAGCACAAGCACCAGCUCUACCAGAAGUAGCAUCGGCCACGGUCUCAACGGUCGGUGUCCGCCGCGAUUGAUGCUAAGACUGCCGACUUCGCCACCGUCAUCUCCUUCGUCACUUUCCUCGCCCUCAUCACUGUCAUCAUCUUCCUCAACGCCCUCGCCCACCCAGUCACUGGCUCCUAUCCCAGCGACGCCCGUUAGCACAAUCGCUCCCAGCUCGUUUCCCGCCUGCAGCACAAGCAGUAGUUCCGGCAUGCGGCCAGCAGCAUCCAGUUCGCGCUCAUGAUCAGAUAUAAGCUUGCUAGAGUUAAUUUUUUCGUCCCUCUAUUAUGUAUUCUUAAAUUUUGUGUGAUAAACAACAACUAUUUUUAAUGUCAGAGCUAAUUUAUGCAAUUUUAUAUGAGCGCUUUGUAAAUAGUAGUCUAUAUGAUUUUUCUCCAUUGGGCCUAGCUUAUACCUCGCGGCAAAAUGGAAAAUCCAUACAAAAAACGCAUUUUUUGCUAACUGGGAAAUUCUAAAUCAGCAAACUUUUUCUUCGUGAACUCCAAUCAACUUGAUAGGUGUAGAAAAAUCGUUAAUUAAACUUUGUUUCGCAAAGCAAAAGCAAAAAAGCAUACUGAAUUCAGAAUAGGUUAAUGCAGGAGUGACUUUAUAGUAAAAAAGAGAACAAAAAAUCAUUAAUCAAGAAGGUCUAGUUCCCUCGUAUCAGAUUUAUCAUUUCUAAAAGGUAUAAGCCUAGCGCCUCAGUUGAAACAUUGCAUUGGAAUAUUUCCUUUCAUGAAAGGUAAAUAUGGAUGUUUUUGUAAUGAGAUAAGCGAAUCCUCCAUAUCAAUUGUUUCAAAAAAAAAACAUAUUUGUUAAAAAAAACAAGAGUCUAAAACUGGUGAUGCAUUUAGCACCAUCACCUCUCCCGAUCGUCAGCACCAACAAAUCAAGCUUGCUGCUGCCGCGCUACCAGAGCAACUCAUUGCCGCCAUAUUUGUUUUUCACCUUUCAAACAAACAAUAAAAAUAUAAAGAAGCAAACUCUAGUCUCAUUUAACGUUUAAGUUACUGUUUAAUGUAUGCCAAUAUUUGUUUGUACUGAGGAAUCAUAGUUUCACCAGCAAGCUAAGAAAAAAAAAACAAAUAAAAAUCAGUUUAUUUCAAUCAAUGUCAACACACAUUCAA
Messenger RNA from Wyeomyia smithii (pitcher-plant mosquito), 2929 nucleotides. RefSeq names its product dual specificity protein phosphatase 10-like. Gene Ontology annotation, cellular component: cytosol; cytoplasm. Lineage: Eukaryota; Metazoa; Arthropoda; Insecta; Diptera; Culicidae. Gene Ontology annotation, molecular function: MAP kinase tyrosine/serine/threonine phosphatase activity; protein tyrosine/threonine phosphatase activity. The transcript has 4 exons. The record is from RefSeq and is a predicted model, not a curated record. Bases 985 to 2046 code for a protein of 353 amino acids. Gene Ontology annotation, biological process: negative regulation of MAPK cascade; protein dephosphorylation.